ACUCGGUACGAUUUGGACGUGCAAUUCGCGUGCUCUCUUGCGGCGUCCAACCGGAUUUGUUGAGGAGCAGUUCCUCUGGAGCAAAACUGUUGACCUACCAUCAUCCCGGACCCCGGGCAUCAGCCGUUUCCGGAUCCUGUCCCGCGUUCGCCCCCAAGAUGGCUGGCCACCCCUGGAAUAUUGUAGUAGAUUAUUGGAUUCGGUGCUGCUGCGAGGAGUAAUACAAGAGGAUUGACCUUACCUCCGGAUUUGUUGUUUUUCCCUCCUCGCUCUCUCUGGAAAAGUGGAAAAGCAGAAAGGGGUUGGUGUUUUUUGAGGGUGAAGAAGCUUUAGCAAAGCUAGCAGCAGCUGUUCGAGCGACCAAACAGUCUCGAUUAACUGCUGACUGGAAGUGUUGUGGGUGCAUCAUCUGGAUCCUAGCUUUAAGAAGGAAGCGAGCCCUUUUGUUGGUGUUUCUGGAGGGUGUGGGUGGAGAAGUGUUUGUCGGAGGAAGCUGCAAAAAGAUUCGGAUACAUACUUUGCGGCUGGCUGAUGCUGUUGAUGGAACCCGGCGAUGGGUCUAUCGGAUAUGGGUGGGUGUUUGUUGUCGAGGAUGUAAUUGAUUCAGCUGCACACGCCACUAGCAGAUGCUUCCACAUGAGUGAUUUCUUGUAUCGCCCAUCGCCCACGAAAUGGCAAACAAUGAACACGAUCCUAGAUCCGGACCGGAAGAAAAUGCGCCAAAAACACCCAACCUAAGCUGGGCGGCCCGGCGACCUAGCUAGUAGGAUUGGCAGCAAAACCCAAGAAACAUCGGAAUGGACGGACAGUUUUCCGGAUGGUUCAGCAAAAUGAUGCGCGGAAUAUAUCCGCCAAACAUUAUGCGGUAAAUCUGAAGCAUUACAAAAGGCUUAUUUCUUAAAAAUUUUUGGGAGUCUUGAAGGGAGACGAAAAAAGUGGCAGCCAUAUAAAUACCACCGCUGAAAAAAGCGCUACAAAAAGCAACUUCAGUCAUAUCAAUCCGUGUCCGCCUGAGAGCCGCCAAAAGUUUACAAUAAAAAAAUAAUAAUAAAUGUAUAAGACAAGGCGCGCCCAUAAAAAUAUCAGAUAACGCAACUGUUUGGGAUAUUAAAAGUCGGGAAAAAAGUGAAAGGAAAAAAAUCAACUUGGAGCUCUUUUUCCCGCCAGUUGUUAUAAAUUUGAAACGCCUCGACGUUUAGCGCGGCGUCGCGAUCCGUCGACCAGCCAAAAAGAUUUUCCACAUGAGCCGCGGAUCGAAGCGAGGCGCCGCCGUCAGCCGAAAAGUGCUGAUUUUCACGAUUCUCUUCGUCAAUGUCAUUGUCCUGCUCGAAUUUCAGCCAUUCCUGUCAUCUGUCGAAGCACGUGCCCUCUCCCAGCUGCCAAUGACUUCAAAAAUAACGACCACAACAAUAACAACACCAUCAUCAUCAUCAGCAACAACAUCAACAAAAAUCAUAAAAACCAAACAAUCCGGCACUACAUCAUCGUCUAAGAUGACCCCGGGGAAUCUGCCUAAAGAACGCGAAACGACGACGACCAGUGCCAAUUCUUCUUCUGGUUCUGGUGAUGGGCUGAGGUCGGAGGAUUAUUUCCCUAUUCUGGUUGUGAUACAAUCCGGCAACACCGGAAGUGAAACUGGUGCUGCGGCAAUCGAAGAAACGCUGAGGCAGGAGUUUCAUCAGUUUGUACAAUCGAUUCCGGGCCAUGAGCAAGAUGAAAGCUGCCGAAGGGUGCGAUUUGUGUCCUGGGAAGGAAUGGCCAGCUUCGAACGGUGGCUAUCCGAUCCGCUCAUUUCGACGGUGAUUCUCUACUCGACGACGACGACGGAAGCAGCUGGAGAUGCUGACGGAGAUGGGCAAGGACAACCCACCGCCAGGCUCGGAUCGUCAGGACCCAUCGGAUACUGUGACAGCUUAUCGACGCACCUGUCUUCGCUCUACGGCAAGACCGUACUCUUUUGGCCCUGUCCCCGGAUGAAGCAAACGGAAAAGUUUGUCCCAUCCUUCGAGACUGUUUCGAUGGCCGUCAGAAGUAUCUCCCAACAAUUUAAUUGGACCGAAGCGAUUCUGUACGCUGCAGAUACCAACUGGGCCCUUCCGCUGGCUUUGGCUUCCAAUCUGAACGUUCCCUAUCGGAUAGUGCUGACGAUUGAUGAUCUAAAGGAGGCACUCGGAGAACGAGACUCUUCAGGCAAAGCCGUAAUCAUCUGCUCCUCGUCGUCCAUCAGCUCUCCACAAACAAUUAACGCAAUCAAUCAACUGAAGAUGGCGCUCCUAGUAAAGCAGAAUGGCAAUCACACAGGGUACCAUAGGGCCACCAGGGCUCGGCUAAAAAUUCUGCUCCUGGAUCCGCUGGGGACACUGUUCCGGGAACGGAAUUCUGCCUCCGCCCAACGGUUUUAUCGGGCUUUGAGCUGGCCUGAAUCCUCCUCCUUCGAUGAGGCAUCAGUUGAGGUCAUCGAGAAUGGGCCCCUCAACUUGCUGCUGCUGACAGUUUUGACCGAAAGCUUUCGGGUUCUGUUGAAUCGAGCUGGCCGGGGCUACGAUUUUGAAUCUAGGACUGCUGCUCCAGGGCAGGUGAAAUCCGGUGAAAGGUUGUUGAAAAUACGAUUUGAUGCGAGAGGGACACUGAAUGAGAGCGAAGAGCAAAAGGAAACCGCCUGGUGGUCGAUGGAGGAACUGCAGCAGCCCUUGGACCCGGAACAGUCUACGUGGAAACGUGCUUUCGGAAGGCUAAUUAAUUCUACAAACCCCACUUUCGUUGGUUGCGAUUUUCAUUACAUUCUCAACGAGGCGUACAUUUACGAUGAGUUGUGGUCGUCGGCCGAGGAUCCGGAACGCUGUCGGGCUUUGCUAGACAGUUAUUGCAGCGCUGAAGAGCCGGCCGUUGACACAGGUCAGCUGUCACCGGAUGUGUCACUGGAUGCUGAUGAAGACCAUCUCAACGAAACGGAAGUAGUAGUGAGUAGUAGUGCGGAUGACGAAGAUCCCGAAGAACGGAAAUCGUUGGAAAUCCAACAACUGUGUGCUGCUUUAAGCGAUUAUCGUGAACAACAACUACUGGUGCUAUCGGAGAACCCAAACUCCACAACUAGUGAUAAUAACUCUUACCCAUUCAAUCCCUCCUCGGCCUCUAGUGAAAAUCUAUUAUUUAGUGAACAUUUUCUACUGUACGAGUAUAUACUAGCAAUAACUUCUACAACUGGCAACUACCGAAACCACACUCCGAGCCACCAUUUCAACUUUAUGCUUCUGGCAAUCAAGAACAUCUCGUCAACCCAAGCCUUGUGGCUUCCCUUUCUAAACAUCCACCAUCAACGGCAUCAAAGUACUCAUCCUCAUCCCGAAGCCCAACAGAAUAUCUGGGCCAUAUCCCCGAUUCAGCCGGAGUACCGAAAUUGGCUGGCCCUGGACCAUCAUCGGAGCAGCAUCAUCACGGCCAACAGCAUUUUGCAACAGCAGGAACCGGGGGACGGUGAUGAGCUCUCCCGGAAUCCACUGGAACCGUUCUGGAUCUGCGGGCUCGUUUGCUGGGCCAUCAUCGCCGUCGCAGCUUUCGUCAUCGUGUCAAUCAUCUGUGCGAGUGUCGUGUUCAGCAUUGCGGUUCGCAACUAUCUGAUAAAAACUCGUCUCUCGAAAGGACCAAACAAGAUCGUGCUCUCGCCGUCGGAUUUUGUAUUUCCGGUUGACAUGAGAAGGGUGGACGAAGGCAUCGAAGCCAUGCUGUGCUGUUGGCUGCAGCAGCUGCAGGAAUUCGGCGGCCCGGAAGUGGAAAAACCGGACCUACUGAAGGGCUCCAUCGGGUCCCUCAAGAACUUGGGUUUGCCGUCAUCGGCAGCAGCAGCAUCGGCAACAACGGCCGCUGCCCCCGCUCUUCCACCGCUGGCCGGCAGUAGCGGCACUACAGCAGUUCCAAUCGGCUCGAAAACGACGGCAGCAACCGGAUCCGGAAGCGAAACACUUGGAGCUGGGAGCAGCUACCACCACCACAAUCCCUCGGGGGCCAUCGGGGCUCUGGAACUGAAAGCUCGUUACAACGGUGAUUUAGUGCAGCUGAAAGAGAUCCCCUCCGGUUCCGGAUCUUCCCAUGAACUUCGAGCGAAAGCGAUGGAUCUUCUGAUUAUGGCGCACAGUUUACGGCACGAGAAUAUUAAUCCGCUAAUAGGUGCUAGGGCAAAUGACGGACGACUUCCGUCCGCUGUUAUACAUAUUUCGUAG
Uranotaenia lowii is the source of this 4217-nucleotide messenger RNA. RefSeq lists its product as uncharacterized. Bases 1242 to 4217 code for a protein of 991 amino acids. The record is from RefSeq and is a predicted model, not a curated record. The transcript has 10 exons. Lineage: Eukaryota; Metazoa; Arthropoda; Insecta; Diptera; Culicidae.